GUACCGCCCAGUAAGUGCGAGCUCAGUGGUCAGAGCAACUCGUCUGAUUUGUGAAACAACUGUGGUUCAGUUGCUGAGAUGCUUGGACAAAAGCAGAAGGAGUUUGGAUCUAUGAGGAUGGAGGUGAUCUCCUUGAGCAUCUUUAUUAUGGCAGCUCUACAGAUUGGACUCAUUCAUUGCAUGGUUGGCUUCAGUACAUUUCGUGCUGCUGCCUACUCAAGAAAGCCAAACUUUAUCAUAAUCCUGGCUGAUGACAUCGGCUGGGGGGACCUUGGUGCAAAUUGGAGACCGACUCAAGAGACUCCAAACCUGGACAAGAUGGCAAAAGAGGGGAUCAGGUUUGAAGAUUUCCACGCAGCUGCCUCUACCUGCUCCCCAUCUCGUGCUUCGUUACUGACGGGGAGACUGGGGUUACGGAAUGGCGUCACCCACAAUUUUGCUGUAAGCUCAGCUGGUGGCCUCCCAUUGAAUGAGACUACAUUAGCCGAAGCUCUGAAACAAGCCAAUUACUCCACAGCGGCAAUCGGUAAAUGGCAUCUAGGACACCAUGGCCACUACCAUCCUAACUUCCGGGGUUUUGAUUAUUAUUUUGGGAUCCCUUACAGCAAUGACAUGGGUUGCACAGACGAGCCUGGGUACGAUCUACCUGCCUGCCCUCCAUGUCCCACGGAUUCUGUUGGGAAAAGCUGUAAACCCAAGCCAUGCUCGACACAUGUGGCUCUGCCUCUCCUCGAAAAUGACAACAUCGUGGAACAGCCAGUUAACCUCAGCAGCCUAACGGAGCGAUAUGCAGAAAGAGUUGUACGGUUCAUCCAUAAGGCCAGGGAGAAUCCACGUCCUUUCUUCCUGUACUUCGCCCCAGCACACAUGCACGUUCCCCUGCAUUGCAGUUCUCGAUUUGCCAAUACCUCCGCCCGUGGUCCAUAUGGAGACAGUCUGCGAGAGCUGGACUAUGUCAUCGGACAGAUUCUGGAGGCCGUCGAUACCGAUCGUCACAGAAACACACUUGUGUGGUUCACAGGUGACAACGGCCCCUGGUCUGAGAAAUGUGAGUUUUCUGGGAGUGUCGGUCCCUUUGUCGGGGCAUGGCAGAUGCAAAGAGGCGGAAGUUCUGCGAAAAAGACCACCUGGGAAGGUGGCCAUCGAGUGCCAGCGGUUGCCUAUUGGCCGGGAAGAAUCCCGGCUAACAGCACCAGCAGCGCAUUGCUGAGCACCUUGGAUGUAUUUUCUACCCUGAUCGCACUGGCGAAUGCAAGCUUGCCCUCAAACAGACGAUAUGACAGUUUGGAUAUAACAGAUGUCAUGCUUGGCCGAUCACAAGUUGGUCACAAGACCCUUUUCCAUCCUAACAGUGGUGCGGCUGGACAGAUUGGGGAUCUGCAGACCAUUCGUCUCGAGCAGUACAAGGCUUUCUAUCUCACGGGUGGUGCCCAAGCCUGCAGAGGUCCAAAGGGGCCUGAACAGAAUCACGAGCCGCCCCUGAUUUUCGAUCUGUCCUCCGAUGUUGCGGAGCUCCUGCCUUUGGAUCCCAAGAGCCCGGAAUACCAGGCUGUCAUGCCACAGGUGAAGGUGGCAUUGAGCGAACUCCUUCGGGACAUCUCCACGGAUAACACUUCCUUGGCAGACUAUUCCCAUGACCCGUCCGUGAUCUUGUGUUGUCAACCAAAGCACGUGGUGUGCAGGUGUGAGGACUGGCUACAGGGGGCUCAUGGAAAAGAGAGGAGAGUCUGAAAUUUCAGUGUAUUACGAAAGAACUGCUGCUGAAACAAACAAAUAACAGUGCGUGUGUGUGGUAAGUCUCAAAAUCGUUGAGUAUUGCUUAAUGUGUUUUCCAGAUCGAGCGAUCAGAUUGGGAAGUUUAAAUCUCACUCCCUACUCCAACUCACUCUGCUGCUGACAGCAAUGCCACAUUGACUAUAGCGAGACAGUCUUAUUUCCCACAUGUUAAGGCGCUAACCUGGGAUUAUCACAGCUGGGUUCAGCGAUGUGCUUCAGACUCACAAGGAAACAAGGCUGUCAUCUGGGCUCUCUACUUGUUUAACCUAUCCAAAUACCUAGCUCA
Messenger RNA from Callorhinchus milii (elephant shark), 2062 nucleotides. It is a transcript of the gene arsg, whose product is annotated as arylsulfatase G. The record is from RefSeq and is a predicted model, not a curated record. NCBI's taxonomy places the organism in Eukaryota, Metazoa, Chordata, Chondrichthyes, Chimaeriformes, Callorhinchidae. The transcript has 12 exons. Bases 79 to 1731 code for a protein of 550 amino acids. Gene Ontology annotation, molecular function: arylsulfatase activity.